Messenger RNA from Dicrocoelium dendriticum, 552 nucleotides. The record is from the annotation of a GenBank genome assembly. Lineage: Eukaryota; Metazoa; Platyhelminthes; Trematoda; Plagiorchiida; Dicrocoeliidae.
AUGUAUGAAUCUACUGCGUACAGGCUUGACUGUCAAGGCCCAUUGGCACAACUGCCUGCGGAUUGCUCUCCUUCUCCUCGCACCGCAGCGCGUUCGCAGUGCUCACGCUUUUCCACAACAAAUCGGUUCCAGCCCCUUCCUCGGUUAGAUGAGUGCACCCGGAUUGAAAGCAAUCAUGCCCUCCUCCCUGCUCCUCACCGCACCUAUCCUAUCAGCCAUUAUCCGACCGAGGUCCCUUUUUGUGAGGCAUGCCGACAACAAGAUGCGGAGUUACAAUCGGCUGCUGAGCUGAAAUCCCCUUCUCCCGUUGGCUUGCCUUCCUCGGACGAUGAUGAUGCAUCACGAUCUUGGAUCUUCAAGCAGCUGCCCGGUCCUUGGUGGUGGUGUGAGGAUUGUCAGGCUUCUGUCACUUCACCGGAGAUCACCAUUCCACAUUUGUUCGCUGUGCUACGACAGUGGACACCGUACGCCCAGCUUCAAUUGAUCACCAUCGUCGAGGAGGUAUAUUAUAUUACUAUACUCUCCACCCGUUCUGGUUCUGGCAGCAUUUAA